This is a messenger RNA of Elgaria multicarinata webbii, 3007 nucleotides long. RefSeq names its product par-6 family cell polarity regulator gamma (gene PARD6G). NCBI's taxonomy places the organism in Eukaryota, Metazoa, Chordata, Lepidosauria, Squamata, Anguidae. The record is from RefSeq and is a predicted model, not a curated record. Gene Ontology annotation, cellular component: cell cortex; apical plasma membrane; nucleus. The transcript has 3 exons. Gene Ontology annotation, molecular function: protein binding. The coding region runs from base 233 to 1384 and encodes 383 amino acids. Gene Ontology annotation, biological process: centrosome cycle; regulation of cellular localization; establishment or maintenance of cell polarity.
AAGCCCGAAGAGCAAGCCAGGCGGGCGUUCUGAUUAGCGCGCUGGGACAAAGUAAAAGAAUCUUGGGAGGCUGAACGUUCCAAAGAAAGUUACAUUCCAGGGUCGGAGCAGCAGCAACGAGCGGCAGCCCGGGGGGCGCUUUCUCACGGAGGCGGUGGAUCUUCCAGCCCUUGUUGAGCGAGGGCGAAGAGGAGGCGAGAGACGGGGGGGGGUUAAACUGGGGGCCGAGAAAAUGAAUCGGAGUUUUAAUAAAUCUCAGAGUCUGCGGUAUUUUGCUUAUAGCGCGGUGGAAGUAAAAAGUAAGUUUGGUGCAGAAUUUCGAAGAUUUUCUCUGGAUCGUUUCAAGCCAGGAAAAUUUGAAGACUUCUACAAACUUAUCCUUCACAUCCACCACAUAUCCAAUAUGGAGGUAAUGAUUGGAUAUGCAGAUAUACAUGGGGAUCUUCUUCCUAUUAAUAACGAUGACAACUUCUUCAAGGCUGUUUCAAGUGCAAACCCACUGCUUAGGAUUUUUAUACAAAAACAAGAUGAGGCAGAUUACGGUAACUUUGGUUCAAACACCUUAACCAGGAAAAAGAAAGCUCUGGUGACCCUCCGGAACGACAACCUUCGCAGACGCCACGUUAACAUCAGCAUGCCUCAGGACUUUAGACCGGUGUCGUCCAUCAUUGAUGUGGACAUUCUCCCUGAAACUCAUAGGAGAGUAAGAUUGUAUCGACAUGGGUGUGAGAAGCCACUAGGAUUUUACAUCCGCGAUGGGACAAGUGUAAGAGUAACUCCUCAUGGGCUGGAAAAGGUACCUGGCAUUUUCAUCUCUCGGAUGGUUCCUGGUGGCUUAGCUGAGAGUACAGGCUUGCUAGCAGUCAACGAUGAAGUCCUGGAAGUGAAUGGCAUAGAAGUGGCAGGAAAAACUCUUGACCAGGUAACGGACAUGAUGAUUGCCAACAGCCACAAUCUCAUCAUCACCGUCAAGCCAGCAAACCAAAGGAACAAUAUUAUCAGAAGCAGUCGGAUGUCUGGGAGCUCUGGCCAGUCUACAGAUAGCGCUGCAAGUCACCACAGUUUGCCUUCUUCUCAUGUCCUGCAGAACUUCCACCCUGAUGAAAUGGAGAGCGAUGAGGACGCUGACAUUGUAAUCGAGGGCUGUCUGGAACCACAGCCCAUUCCAAAAUCACACAGCCUUCCUUCUGGUAGCCUUUCCCGAAUUAAUGGCAACAGUCUUAGCCACAGACUUCAGAGGGAUCUGGUACUCAACAACAGCUUGGGACGAGAAAGCAAUGGCAAUAUUCACAAACUGCUAAGCUCCUUAAAAACUGAUCCUCGUCAUAGUUUGGUUAUUCCCAAAGGAGGCAUCGAAGAGGAUGGAACAGUGAUAACGCUUUAGUGGAUGUUUGAGUUUGUUGUUUCUAGUCUGAAGUGCCAACUGGAACAAAUCUAUCCACAUACUGAAGAAAGAGAACCUUAAUUCUCAUGGACUUUCUGAUGUGUGAAACACGUGUUGCUUUCCAGGAAGGGUGGUUUUCAUGAUUAGACAUAAAAGUGUCGCCUAUUGCAACCCAUGGAAAAGUGUAAAUAUAAUUUCUGCUCCCAGGUUCAGAAUGAGAGAAUAGAGAACUUUUUUAAAAAAAUCCCAUGAAAAUUCUCUGGCUAGGUUACAGGAAAUACGAUUCACACAGAUAAACUACACUUCUCCUGCAUGUAUGGUGGUACACUGCAUACAUACAUGUACAUGGUUUAUAUCAGCCUUCUCCAACCUGGUAUUCUUCAGAUGUGUCAGACUACAACUCCAUCAUCCACAGCCUGAGAUGAUGGGAGUUGUAGUUCAACACAUUUGGAGGGCACCAGGUUGGGGAAGGUUAGUUUUUGCUUUGGUGAUUCAUAAAUAACAGAAAACAGAAAAUUUGGAACAGCCAUUCAUAAAUUAUGCUUUGGAGGGAAAUUAUUAUUAAAUUAGUUACAUUUUGAGAAUUGAUUUUCUAUGAAUAGAUACUGCUCCCCAGCUUGUUUACACAGAAAACUUGACUAUAUUGCACCUAAAUCUGGAAAGGGCUGCCUAAAGGAACAGCUUUCUACCUUGGCAAUAGUGUUGAAGGGAUGCUGCAUUUACUUUGAGGGGGGGUGGGGGGAGGCAGGGCGGAUAGUGAACAAAACUCUGACCAAAUGAUUUUUGUUUUAUAUUUUUUUAAAGUGGGAUAGAAAUGAAUAUUGUUGGCAUAAAUUCUUUUUUUAAAGAUCAGCUCCACCUGCUGAUCACUGGUAGUACUGUCUGAAUAAACUAUAUCUUUCUGUAUGAUCAUGUAUGUGGAAAAACAGGCAGCAUGGAGAAGGCACAUCACAAAUUCUCCUUUUAUUACUAUAAUAUUUAUUAGACAAAUAUUUCAAUUGCAGUGGCCAUUGGUUUCACUUUGAUCUUGGUAACAAUACUGAAAAGCAAAUAAAUAAUAGAAUUGCUGAGAUACAUGUUACGACUGUGUUCUAAGGCACUAUGAGAAAUUCAUCUAAAUUUGUCUUACUGUUUAGAAUUAACUUGGAUCCACAGAGUCUUUAAUGAUGAAAGCUGGUCACACUUUUUGGUACAUAUUAUUUUAUUUCCUAAUCUAGUUUUUUUUUUCCUGAGAGUCUAAAAUGCUACACUUCAGCAACAAAUUAAGGGUUUCAACAAGCAAUUUUUCUUGGAUUGUUAUAAUCAUGGUUAGCUAUAAAGUAAGUCAAUUAGGGUGCAAUCCUAUACAUGUUUAGUUGGAGGACUUUUUUCUGUCUAAAGAUGCAUAGGGCUGCAUCCUUACAGACUAUUGCAGAAAAAAGAGUUUUGCUCCCAGCUCUGCUUGUCUGUUCCAUAAAAUGCCAUAAGUUGUUAAAAUGGGUUAAUAGAAAAAAAUUGAAUAUAUUCAUGAAAUGUCUAGGAACAAAGUAUAAUUGUUUUACGAUGUAUUUUUCUACUUUUAGCUUUGUCGUUUUCUUUGUUUUUUACUGUGUAGUAUUGUGUAUUAAAGCGUUUCUAAAGGAA